GGGAAGAAUUAGUGUUGUAGAUGAAGAAAAAGGGCAAAAAGGUUCUUCUUGUGAUAUUUUCUUUCAUAAUAUUUAAUGUUAAUACCACCAUCUCCGAUCAAAAAACAUGGAACUGGUUUGAAGCUCAACAAUAUUGCAGCAAUACAAAUGAUACACUAAAAGCAGUUGGUGUUACUCCAAACUCACUCGAGCACUGGACUGGAUUUUAUCGGCGAUAUUCACCCUGGAUAAAACUUUUAGGCGGUUUUCUUUUGUUUCUAGGGUGCUUCGACUCAGAGGUUGUCAAUAAGCAAAGAACCUUCCAUUUUUAUUUCAACUUUUCAUCAGCAGGUUUAUGUCAAGAGAUAUGUGCAUCAGUGAAUUCUACUCUUUUUGGAAUACAGCUAGAAAAAUGUGUCUGCUUUGAAAAUCCCAUUUUUGCGGAGACUAUCUCGCCUGAUCAAUGCAAUAUUACUUGUAAUGAUGUUGGAGAUGAAGUUCGGAUUAAAUUCUCAGAAUGUGGAGGACCAAAUGCAUAUACAUUAUAUAAAUCAGAGGACGAUGGAGAUAAUAAUGGUGCAGCUUGUCUUGCAAUAAACUGUGGUACAAUAAAGAAGUUUUCAUUGUCUUCAGAUUGUUCAGAGUCAUACCAUGGGGCCUGUGCCUAUAAAGAGUAUGUAGGAUGCUUUAAAGACCAGCCUAAUCGAACAUUGUCAAUGAAAUCAAUCGGAUCCUUUUACAUGACUUUAGAAUAUUGUAGAAACUUCUGUAAUGAUACUCUAUGGAGUUGAGUAUUCUGGAGAAUGUUACUGCGGAAAUUUUUUUACAACGGUUACCAGAAAGCCUGAAGGACAAUGUAAAAUGAAAUGUCAUGGAAAUAAUGCUCAAGUUUGUGGCGGGAGCUGGAAAAUGAACAUUUACAUAAACUUAAAUUUCAAAACAAGUAAUUAUGAAGAAAUUAAAACAUCUGCUUUAUAUUUAUCCACUAUACUACCUUAAAUGAAAUAGUAGAGAACGUGGGGCAAUUUUUCAUUUCGUAAAUGAUAAAUGAACACUUUAUAUUUUUUUCGUCUAUCAUUAACGUUAUAGAUUAAUACUACAAUAAUGUUUUUAGAGUCUGGUCCGAUUUAUAGAAAAAAUACUUCUAACGGCAAAUAAUUAUUAUUUGGUCCAGCAUAGUUUUAUAACCUAUUUUGAGUAUGCUGAAUCCGAAAAAAAUAUGCUGGCCUUCAUGAAAAUGGCGUUAAAGAGGUCAAAAUGGCGAUUCAAAAUGGCGGACAUCCAAUUUUUCUAAUUUUCUCUUAAUAUCGUUCAAAAAGGAGAAAUAAAUUGUGAAUAUCUCACUGAGUGUCAUACAAGUAUAAAAAUAAUAAUGCUAAAAUUAUUAGUUUAACUCACAAAAUUUAGCCUUUCUACACUUAAUUAGAAUUUUCUCUUAUUUUUUGGUCUAUCGUUAUAUAUUCCGCUUUGUUCAGGAUUUUACAUUUUAAAAUAUCCAUACAUUGCAGAUUUGUAUUUUUUCCUCUGCAUCUCACUAUUCUAUUACUGAAUGAUAGUGCAGCUGUAAGUUAAAAGUCAGAAUGGUGAUUCA
Saccostrea cuccullata (small rock oyster) is the source of this 1570-nucleotide messenger RNA. RefSeq lists its product as uncharacterized. The coding region runs from base 21 to 770 and encodes 249 amino acids. The record is from RefSeq and is a predicted model, not a curated record. Lineage: Eukaryota; Metazoa; Mollusca; Bivalvia; Ostreida; Ostreidae. The transcript has 7 exons.